Aspergillus ruber CBS 135680 is the source of this 735-nucleotide messenger RNA. RefSeq lists its product as uncharacterized. The transcript has 3 exons. NCBI's taxonomy places the organism in Eukaryota, Fungi, Ascomycota, Eurotiomycetes, Eurotiales, Aspergillaceae. The record is from RefSeq and is a predicted model, not a curated record. Bases 96 to 698 code for a protein of 200 amino acids.
CCUGCCUUUUCCCCCUCUCGCUCUUUCUUUUUCUCUCUUUCAUCCUCUGUUUUCCUCAGCGCCUUCUAACUCCCGCUGAACUCUCCAUCGCCAAAAUGCCUGUAAAGUGGACUCCUGAAAAUGACCAGCUGCUCCUCCUGAAGAUCCUGGAGACGCACGACCUCUCCGUCGAUACCAAGAAAGUAGCUGAAGCAUGGCCCGCCACCGUCGCAAAAGACAAACCAACCCCCCGUGCCAUAACCGAACGCCUCGUGCGCAUGCGCCAGAUAGCUCGCGCCUCUGGAAACGCCGGUGGCUUCGCUAUAAAAAGCGCCCCAGCCACGCCCAAGAAAUCGCGUAACACUACUACUCCGACUCCACCAUCCGGCAAGGCCAAAGCCCCAGACUCGAACAAGCGCGCUCGCAUGCAGAAUACUGACAUCACCGAAGAUGAGGACAUGGCUAACGUUGAGACCCCCAGUAAACCGAACAAGAGCGUGAGAAUGGAGUCUGAGUCUAAGGCCAUUAGGCUUGAGCUUGCGGAGUUGGAUGGUGUUCACGUGCCUGCUAAGCGGGUUAGGAAGAGUAGUGCGUUGCCGAUGGGGAUGGUGGAGUAUGAUGGCGAUGGGGAGAAGUGGGAGGAAGAUGAGACUGUUUAUGAUAGUUCUGCUUCGGAGUUUGUGCCGGAGGAUGGUGUUAAGCGGGACGAGGAGAGCUAGUUUGUGUACUUGGUUUUUUAGUUGGAUAAAUGUUGAG